Brassica oleracea var. oleracea is the source of this 921-nucleotide messenger RNA. RefSeq names its product lipoxygenase 2, chloroplastic-like. The record is from RefSeq and is a predicted model, not a curated record. The annotation marks the transcript as partial. Lineage: Eukaryota; Viridiplantae; Streptophyta; Magnoliopsida; Brassicales; Brassicaceae. Gene Ontology annotation, molecular function: metal ion binding; oxidoreductase activity, acting on single donors with incorporation of molecular oxygen, incorporation of two atoms of oxygen. The transcript is spliced from 2 exons. Gene Ontology annotation, biological process: lipid oxidation.
AAAUUUUACAGGCUGAGGACUCACUGCUGUAUGGAGCCAUACAUUAUAGCGGCAAACAGACAACUAAGUGCCAUGCAUCCUAUCUAUAGGCUUUUGCAUCCCCACUUCCGCUACACGAUGGAGAUCAACGCUCGUGGACGCCAAAGUCUCGUCAACGCAGGUGGAAUCAUUGAGUCUUGUUUCUGGCCCGGAAAGUAUUCAUUAGAGCUAAGUUCAGAUGUCUAUGACAAACUAUGGAGGUUCGACAGGGAAGGCUUACCUGCAGACCUAAUCAGCAGGGGUCUGGCUGUGGAAGAUGAGACGGCUGAACAUGGGGUUCGCUUGACGAUACCAGAUUACCCAUUUGCGACUGACGGUCUGAUGCUGUGGGAUGCACUUAAGGAAUGGGUAACAGACUAUGUGAAUCACUAUUAUCCAAAUGCGGAACAGGUCAAGUUGGAUGAGGAACUCCAAGGAUGGUGGAGUGAAGUGAGGAACAUAGGGCAUGGAGACAAGAAAAAUGAACCAUGGUGGCCUGUCCUCAAAACACAAGAUGACUUGAUUGAAGUGGUGACUACGAUUGCUUGGGUGGCUUCAGGUCACCAUGCAGCUGUAAACUUUGGACAGUACGGAUAUGGUGGAUACUUUCCCAACCGACCAACCACAUCAAGGAUAAAAAUGCCAGUGGAAGAACCGACAGAGGAAGAGCUAAAAGAGUUCUAUGAGGAUCCAGAGAAGACCAUGCUUAAGACAUUCCCGUCGAAGAAGCAGGCGACGAAAUUGAUGUUGACUUUGGAUCUUCUAUCGACACAUUCACCAGAUGAAGAAUACCUAGGAGAAAACGCAGAAGCGUCUUGGGCCCACGAACCUGUCAUCUAUGCUGCAUAUGAACGUUUCAAAGGCAAGCUCCAAUACCUAGAAGGAGUGAUAGAUGAGAGGAAC